Messenger RNA from Zeugodacus cucurbitae (melon fly), 4313 nucleotides. RefSeq names its product zinc finger CCCH domain-containing protein 13-like. The annotation marks the transcript as partial. The record is from RefSeq and is a predicted model, not a curated record. NCBI's taxonomy places the organism in Eukaryota, Metazoa, Arthropoda, Insecta, Diptera, Tephritidae. The transcript has a single exon.
CAUUUGCUUGCCCUGCCGGCUAAUGAGGACCCAUUGGAACGACAAAAACUCGAGUUCCUAUUCGAAUGGGGUAUCGAUUUAACGACAACGCCAAAACCAAUGCCAACACCAAUACCAUUAACAAAAGCUAAAAAUCCACCGCCACUGCCACUCAACAUUAAAUCCAUCAACCAUCCAUCGACAACGCAUCAUCAAGCGUCGGCGACACACGCACACACACACACAUCGCUGGCGCCGCAGCAGCAACAUCAUCAUCAUCAGCAUCAGUCAACGACGCAGCAACAUGGUGCCAGCAACACCAACAUCACACCAACGACAACAACAACCACCACAACAACCACAAGAACGCAUACACCACAAACAACACAAGCGAACACGGGGAUUCCAACACAAACGACGAGCGCGAAAUAUACGAAGAGUCCAACACAACAACACCAACAGCAGCAUCAGCAACAACAACACCAUCAACGUACAACACCAACUACAGCUACAACAACACCGACGAAGAGUACACAACAACAGCAGCAACAUCAAAGACUGACACCAGGCGAGCGCACGAGAGCGACGGCCACCACAAAAACAACAGCAACACCAACAACAUCAGCGCCAACGUCACGUGAGCACACACCCACGCGCAGCAGCACACAAUCGCAACAACAUCAACACCACAAUCAGUCAUCCUUACAGCGUCAGCCAUCGAUAAGUCAGCAAAAGUCACAACAACAACAACAGCAACACGAACAGAGGCGCGAACUCGAUCGCAAGGACUCACAACGCGAACGCGAUCGUGCGAAAGAGCGCGAACACGAGCGCCAGCGUGCACAUGGCGAAGCGCGUGAGCGUGAACACGAACGCGAGCGCGAACGAGAGCGAGGCCGCGAACUAGAGCACGAGCGUGAGCGGCAGCGUGAUUAUGCUCACGAACGCGCACGCGAUUACCCACACGAGCGCGAGUAUGCUCGCGAACGAGAGUAUGCGGCGCGCGAUCGUGAGUAUGAGCGUGAACGCGAGCGUGAGAUGUCACGCGAGACACGCCACAGCGACUAUGAGCGUGAGCGCGAGCUUGACUAUGCACGCGAACGUGAGUAUGAGCGAGAGCGCGACUCCGAACGUGAGCAUCCACCGCCAUCAGCACACACAACACAACAACAUCAACAUCAACAAGCCCAUCAUCAUCAUCAACAACAACAACAAACACAUUACAAUAAAACUAAUUAUAAUUCCGUUUACCAGUAAAAAAGAACAUAAAAGGAAAACCAACAACAAAAACAAAAAAAAAACGAAUUUGAGAAAUUUUUGCUAACGAAAUUAACCACCAACAAACAACAACAACAACAACAAAGAAACGAAUGCUUGAAACAAUUGUAAUUACUUAACGCAGCAACAACAACAAUAACAGCAAUAGCAAACAUGGUACAAACAUUUGAAAAAACAACAACAACACAAUACAACAGCAACAAUAGAAUACCAUGCAACAACAACAAUAACUUAUUAACUUUUGAAUUGUGCAAACUGUGUAACUUCCACGCCUUAAAGCAACACACUUAUGUAGCAAUUCCCGUUAGCAAUAGCCCAGAUUCUAGCAAACAACUUGCAACCAAAUUACAACAACUAUCUCUCUGCAUAGCGCCGCCGUUCGUUUCACUACAGUACUCCCCCCUCCAACGCGUACCAUUUUAGUAGCCUACGCUCUCAUAGAAACGCUUCAAACUAUUCUCUCAAAAUCUCUCUCUCUCUCCCAUCAUUAGAAAAAACUCUUGAAAAAAAAUAUAAAAAAAUUAAAAAAAAAAUAAUGUUUUGUGUGCUUAAACGGUUAUAAUUUUUAGCUUUUGUACACCGACUCGCUAAAUUGUAUUAUUUGCGAUUUCCACGACACUCACACACACACAUGCCACACACGGGAGAUACUCAGACAAGUUGGAGUUACAUUUAAAGGCUUAUUUUUGCUUCCGCCUUGUGACUACUAUCACAUAUAUAUUAUUUGUUUUUAGAUGUUUGUGCUUAGUGUUUUAAUGUCAGCUUCAAAUGCUUCAAACGCUUAAAUCUCUGUUCACAGCAGCAGUGAAGACUAGUUCCAUCAAAGGAUGUGAGUUCAAGUUUUGUGUUUAUCAUGUGUUCUCAAGGUGGUGUUGAAGCAACUCUGAGUUUAAACUGACUCUGAUUGUUUUUUUGGUAACCGAUAUGUAAGAUUCGUAUAAGAUUAAGGCAGUAGUCUGCUUUACAGGCUUCAAAAAAUCGAUUUUUUUGUUUUUUUUUUAAAUCUCUUCCAAAACUAUCCAAGAAUAUGUCUUUAAAAUUCCAGAGGCCAAUUCGACAUAUUUUCGAAGCAAGAGCAGUUUUAGUGGCCGAGCGUCGAGCAGGUGCGAAUGCUCUCCGAAAACUUUAUAGCGCAUUUUCUCGUUUUAAAGUUCAUUUUCACAAGUGUUAGAAAACGGUGCCGGUAAUAGCAAAAAGAAUACAUAUAUGUCCGAUCGAAAAAACAAAAGUGAUCUAGCUUCAGUAUUAAACUAUCUUCUAUUUGAACUAAAAAAGUUGGACAAAAGUAUUAUUUAAACUACUUGUUUUGCAACUUAAAGUCAAUUUUUUUUUUCUUAAAAAAAAUGAUUUUUUUUUUCAAACUUCGAAAAAAUUUGGAAUUUUAUAACUAAUUCGGCAUUUUCUUAGUUCAUAAAGAAAAGAAACUUAUAAAAAUUAAAAAAAAAAUUGGUUCGACUGUUUCAGAUGCAUCGCACGAACUUCAUCACCGGCACCGAUUUACAAGUGCAGACUCCAGGCGCUCCAGAAAAAUACUUACAACUUAGAAAAAAUUUCAAUAUUUUUUAAUAAUAAAUAUUGUUUUUUAAACCUUAAAUAUAAUACACUAUCGUCUUAAAAUUCCGUUUACCGCAAUCAUUUCCUUCCCUUUCAAAAUAAAUUGCUAAAAAAAACGCUUUUUUUCGGCUUCUAAAGCAGAAUACUGCCUUAAGCAAUCAAGAGAGUUGCCAACUGUUCUUAUAGUGAGCAAAGUCGCUCAAGUUUUUUUGCUCUCUUCCUGCUGCGCUGUUGAACAUUUCGCUUUAUUGUAUAUUUAAACUUCCAAAUAUAUUCGUAUCAAUAAAACACUGCCACAAAAACAAACACAAUAUACACUUUUACACCAAUGAGUAUCUCGAGAGGAGCCCAAAGCAAACCAGCAAAACGAACAAAUACAACAAAUCCAACAAACAACCGAAAAUAUAAACAUCCAAAAAUGGUAUAAACCCAACACUUUUUGUAAAAAAAUAUGAAAAUAUAUAAAAAAAUAUUAAAAAAAAAAAAUAUUAAAAAAAUAUUUAAAAAAAUGUAAAAAAACAACAAAAAAUAUUUAAAAAUACAACAACAAAAAAUACAAAAAAAAAAAUUAUUUAAAAAAAAUCUAACAAACCAUUACAAAAACAACACUGCAGUCGAAUCCACCACACAAAACUGUAAAAUCUACACUUAUACACCACACCUACCGUUAACUAACCAACUUUUAUUUAAAAUAUGUAUAUGUAGAAAGGUGUAAUCUACAAAGAACACGCAUAUACGAGUACUUAGUUGCAACACUAGUCUCUACUAUCUCUCUAUAUAUUAUAUUAUUAUGUCAAUGUAUGUACGCUGUAGUCUAUAUUGUAUUAAUUAUGUAUUGUAUUUGUAAUUAUUGUUAAACUAAAUUGUAUUAUGUAACUAAUUGUAUGUAUGUCAUGUAUAUAUCAGUUAAUUGUAGUUUAUAUGUUUAAUUGUAAUUUUGUGUGUGUGUGCCACCAAUUGAGCACUAACCUCUAAAAUCUUGUACUUUAAGAUUCACACAUGCUGUGUAAAUUUGUUUUUGACUUUACGCAUUUUGUAUAAGUGCAGCGCAGUAUUUUUGGCUACCAGAAAGAGGUCGUUCAAGAACAAGCUUCCUAAAUGUAGCAUACCUACAGGCGCCGUAGAAGUGCUGCGCUGGCUUUAUUUGUUUGUAUGUCGAAGAAUGACUUCAAGCUUUUACAGCAAACAGAGUUACAACAACAACAACACACACACACCGACACACCACACAUACAUAUAUACGUUGUAAACGCAGGCAGCUUUAUAUGUAUCAUACAUAUAUGUAUGUAUGUAUGUAUGUGUUUAGUAGGCUUUGCGCGAUUUUUGUGUGAUUUUAUGUAAAAGAUUGCAGCAAAAAUGACAUCGAAGAGUUGAAAUUGAAAUAUAGACAAGGUAAAAGGUUGAAGAAACGCAACUGCACAGGUAUAUUAAUAGUAAACGUUGCAACUGAGAUGAAAUUCCAAAUGCAAAUGCAAAACAAAAAAAUAAAAAAAAUAUUUACA